Messenger RNA from Teleopsis dalmanni, 2172 nucleotides. RefSeq names its product DEP domain-containing protein DDB_G0279099-like. Gene Ontology annotation, molecular function: protein binding; serine-type endopeptidase inhibitor activity. The transcript has 8 exons. Bases 46 to 2082 code for a protein of 678 amino acids. NCBI's taxonomy places the organism in Eukaryota, Metazoa, Arthropoda, Insecta, Diptera, Diopsidae. The record is from RefSeq and is a predicted model, not a curated record.
AGUGCAAAGAAACAAAACAAAUAAAAGAAAAACGAAAGCAGAUCUAUGGGCAUUUUAUUGCCACCUGUCUCACAGGUGACAAACACACGCAUUAAUCUUACGCAGCAUCAUCGAAAUCGCAGUUUAGACAGCGCAUUGCAGAGAAUACCAGAGGUUGAAGUCUCAUCACCUAAUGCUGAAAGCGAGAAUACAUUUUGCACACCAUCAAUACUUGGUACAACGAUGUGCUCGAAAAUAGUUACCACCGCAGCGAAUGUAACGGCAGCAUUAACCACAACCACAACUCCAGCGCUGACAUCAUCAUCCACAACAGCAGCGGAUACAACUGCAAUUGGUAUUGUAUCAACCACAGAACCCACUGUUACCACAACAGGACCAACACCAUCAUCAUCAUUAUUAUUAUCACCACCACCACCACCACCAUCCGCACCAUCAGCAUCAUCAUCAUCGCCUUCUACAUUAUCAUCCAUACAUCAUGUUACAAAUCUCAGUGUAAUUGUCGAACCGACCUGCCCCGCAAUGCGUACACGACCCAAAUCAAGUGAGAAUCCUUCGCGCAGCAACAGUAAUAAUACUUGCAAUAUUGUCAGCAACAGCAGUGCCAACAGCAGUAAUAAUAUGAAUAGCAACAAUGGCAAUGGCAAUAGCAAGAAACGUGAGGAUCUCACCAGUCUUGGUUCAGAUGAUUCAGGCAUAAUUUGUGGUUCUGAUUCUGACCAAAUUUCACUUAACCGUAUACGACACUCGCAUGAAUCUUUAGACUCUGGUGAAAUGGAUGCAGAGGAAGAAUGCAUUGAUAUGCUAGAAACAACAUCGAUGGAUGAAGAAUAUGGCAUUCUUCAGUCGGACCUGUGCUUUUAUCAGUCGCCUGAUACAGAUUGUCGUACUCUGAGACCAACACGUAAACAGAAACAACAAAAACAAAAUAAUAUUGAUAAUGAUGUUGCCGCUGGUGGUGACAAUAAUACCACUAAAGAACUUAAUGAGCGUAUACGUUACAGAGAGAUGAAUAUGUCUCAAGCAGCUAUAAAUUUGGAGCGUAAAAUUGGUGAUCCAAUUAUCGACGCUGAAGCUGAGACACCUACUGCUGACGUGGUAGAUGCAAGUGCAGCUACACCAACGGCAAACUUACCAAUAUCUUUAGUAGCAUCACCUACUAACGCUUUACCCGGUAAACCACUAAAAACUGGAGAUGCGUCAACAAAUGAAUCAACAAAGAAUGAUGUGCUCUUCAAGAACUUCUUUGGUGCCACUAAAAAUGCUAUAUUCCGCACCGCACAAAGCAUUAUAGAAAAUCAUGAAAAAAAAAAUGCAGCAAAAAAUAAAACAGAAGAGGGUAAUACUACACAAGAUCAAGUAAAGUCGCCUACUGACAUUUCAAAGAAGAAAGAAUUUUUUGGUCUUAUUACUUCAAGUGCAAGUAAAAAGGCUGCUGCGGCCGCUGCCGCUGCUGCAGCAGCUGCAUCGGCAUCUGCCACAAAUACACCAGCCACAACACCUUCUAUUGAAUUGCCAAUUAAUUGGAAAUGCAAAAUACGUCAUGAUGGAUCAUCUUUAACUCUUUCACUAACAGCAGCAAUAGUUUUUAUCAAGUAUUUCGAUGUGGAUGAUAUAUGUUUUGUUGCACAAUACAAUUAUGCAUAUCCACAAUUUUUCCAACCAAGACAAAAUAAUGCAUUCAAUUUUCCAAAUCCAAGUUUUGAAAUAAAUCAACUGAAUGGUUUUGCACGAGAACCAAGACAAUUCUUUCCAAGUUUUCAACAGCAGCAGAACUUUCCACAACAGUUUCCUUCAGGACCCUCACGUCCAUUCAAUUUUCCAACAGACAACUCUUUGAGUGCCAUGCAAAUAUUAUCCACAACACCAGCGCCUAUAACUACAACUACAAUUCAAUCGGUCACAACUUCAUCUCCACAAUAUUUUUCCUGUUUACAGAAUUGCCAAACCACUAUGGAAUAUAAUCCCGUUUGUGGUAGUGAUAAUCAAAACUACCAUAAUAUGGCAAGACUCUUAUGUGCUUCUCGUUGUGGAUUAAAUGUAUCAGCUGUACGCAUGGGUACUUGUGCUCCUUUAGGACGAUAACGGAACCAAUUAGUUUAAAGCUAAACUACAAACAUGUGAUUAUAUUUUUUUAAUAUACUAUUAAUUUUUAUACCCUUUUGCAAUAAUUUA